Trypanosoma grayi is the source of this 456-nucleotide messenger RNA. RefSeq lists its product as hypothetical. The transcript has a single exon. Gene Ontology annotation, cellular component: elongin complex. The coding region runs from base 1 to 456 and encodes 151 amino acids. Gene Ontology annotation, biological process: ubiquitin-dependent protein catabolic process. The record is from RefSeq and is a predicted model, not a curated record. Gene Ontology annotation, molecular function: protein-macromolecule adaptor activity. NCBI's taxonomy places the organism in Eukaryota, Euglenozoa, Kinetoplastea, Trypanosomatida, Trypanosomatidae.
AUGUCGAGAAAGUCUCGGACGACGGUGCUGCCGGAGCAGUCGGUUUCGCCGUUGGUGGCAUUCGACAAGUCCCACAUGUUGUGUGUGCGCUCCGCCGACGGUCACCGCUUCCUGGUGGACCGCAACUGCGCGAUGGUGAGCGGCGUGCUGCGGCGCAUGAUGCGUAGGAAAAGCUGCGACGGCGACACCGCCACUGCCACCACCACGACGGCCACAACGAUCACCACUGUCACCACGCCGUCCCCUACCCCGAGUGAGGUGAUACGCAUUGGGUGCGAGUCGUACGAGUUGCUUCAGCUGGACGAGAUACGCAGCGACCUGCUGGAGUUGGCGCUGCAGGCGAUGCACUUCAAGUACAGGUACGACGGCGACCCGGAGAGACGGCCGCUGGAGCCGCAGCACACAGCGGAGACCAGACACAAGCUGGCGGCGUUGAGCGUGCUGUUGGAUAUGUAA